This is a messenger RNA of Anarrhichthys ocellatus (wolf-eel), 2284 nucleotides long. It is a transcript of the gene nle1, whose product is annotated as notchless homolog 1 (Drosophila). Gene Ontology annotation, biological process: Notch signaling pathway; ribosomal large subunit assembly. Gene Ontology annotation, molecular function: protein binding. NCBI's taxonomy places the organism in Eukaryota, Metazoa, Chordata, Actinopteri, Perciformes, Anarhichadidae. Bases 100 to 1536 code for a protein of 478 amino acids. The record is from RefSeq and is a predicted model, not a curated record. The transcript has 13 exons. Gene Ontology annotation, cellular component: nucleolus.
UCCGGCUUCUUGGAGUAUCUCUUCUAUAAAGGCUCUUCGCUGAUUCACACGUGGGGAGUUUGAACACAUCGCUAUCUCGCUUCAGAUCCAAAUCUGAGGAUGACGAGUGAGGACGUGGAGCGUCUGUUGAUCCAGUUUCAGAAUGAAGAAGGGGAGGUUCUGGGCUCACCUUUCGAUGUGCCUUUAGACAUCACUCCAGACAAACUACAGCUCGUCUGCAAUGCACUGCUUCAAAAGGAUGAGCCAGUGCCACUGGCAUUUUUUGUGCGUGGCGAGUCUGAGGUGGUGUCCAGUCUGGGAUCGUGUGUGCAGGCUCUCGGGAUCGAGACGGAGCAAGUUGUGCCAGUGGUUUACCAACCUCAGGCUGUGUUCAGGGUCCGAGCUGUGGCCCGCUGUACCAGCACACUACAGGGACACACAGAAGCUGUCAUCUCAUGUGCUUUUAGCCCCACUGGCAAAUAUCUGGCCAGCGGCUCAGGUGAUACCACGGUACGUUUUUGGGACUUGACGACUGAGACGCCCCACCACACUGCAAGAGGACACACACAUUGGGUACUGAGCAUCGCCUGGUCACCCGAUGGAAAGAAGCUGGCUUCAGGGUGCAAGAACAGUCAGAUCUGUCUGUGGGAUCCGGUGACGGGUACACAGAUGGGGAAGACUUUGACCGGACACAGCAAGUGGAUCACUUGGCUCAGCUGGGAACCUCUCCACCUUAACGCAGAGUGUCGGUACUUAGCCAGUAGCUCUAAGGACGGCUCAAUACGUGUCUGGGACACGGUGCUGGGACGCUGUGAGAAGAUCCUGACUGGACACACCCAGUCAGUCACCUGUGUCAAGUGGGGAGGAGAUGGACUUCUUUACACGUCCUCCCAGGACAGAACGGUGAAAGUCUGGAGAGCCAAAGAUGGUGUCCAGUGCAGGACUCUGCAGGGUCACGCCCACUGGGUGAACACCCUGGCCCUCAGCACAGACUACGUCCUGCGCACUGGAGCUUUUGAACCUGCAACCGCCACUAUCAACCCCCAGGACCUCACUGGAUCAUUGGAAGAGCUGAAGGAGAAAGCUUUGGAGAGAUAUAAUACCGUUAGGGGUCCGGCUCCAGAGCGCUUGGUGUCUGGCUCUGACGAUUUCACCUUGUUCAUGUGGAACCCCGCAGAAGACAAGAAGCCUCUGGCCAGGAUGACCGGACACAGUGCUCUGGUCAACGAGGUGCUCUUCUCCCCAGACACCAGGCUCCUCGCCUCUGCCUCAUUCGACAAGUCCAUUAAAAUCUGGGACGGACGCACCGGGAAGUACCUCAUAUCCCUGCGGGGCCACGUGGCAUCCGUGUAUCAAGUGGCGUGGUCGGCAGACAGCAGGCUGCUGGUCAGUGGCAGCAGCGACAGCACACUUAAAGUCUGGGACGUCAAGACGGGGAAGCUGAACAUGGACCUGCCGGGCCACGCUGAUGAGGUUUACGCAGUGGACUGGAGUCCCGAUGGACAAAGAGUGGCCAGUGGCGGGAAAGACAAAUGUCUCCGAAUAUGGAGAAGAUAGUCGCACCUCCGUUCCCCUUCCUUCCUAACGUUGGCCGAGGAUCUCACAUCUUCUGCGAUCAAGAAGCGUGACAGCUGGAGCAAAGGCGGCUAGGCUGUACCUAAUCCCCCAUUUGGCUUUACUACACUGUCAAAAAUGGCAUUGUGUCAAGGAGCUUUUAACAGUGUUAUGAUGCAGAUGCCCUCUCCAGGUUUGAACCUCAUGUGGGAAUAUGAACACUGUAAGUAGUUUAGCGGAAUGGGAGUUUAAAACGGGAGAGUUCUUAAUCAUCAGAACUUCCAUCCAAUGAGAUCGUUGCCAGCACAAGUUACAUUUUAAAAUGUAUGUCCGUGUUGGCGUCUCAAAUUGAAAGGGUUUCCAUUCAUGUACAUAUUGUUUUGUGUACAUCCGGGGGCCCUGACAUGUAAAGAGCUUAAAGUUUAAAGCCUUGUUAUAGUGCCACACCCACACAACUAAUUCAUUUCUGAAUGCAGAAUAUAAUGAGAUGCAUACAUUGACAGAUUACAAUUUCACCUUACUAGAUGAACUAUAUACUGCAGGGGACAGGUGGAGCAGCAGGUGGGAGCGUUUAAGACCUUCCUCUGUGAUGUUAAUGCCGACCACACUCGCCCUGCACCUUCAGCCUUUAAUCUCCUCUGGUCAGCAAAGCCUCGUUCUGCUCUGAACUCUCUGAUCCUCCAUCCCACUGAGGAAAAGUCAUUUAUUCAUUGAUACAAAUAAAUAUUUACAUAACAAACUUUUACCAAAA